Camelina sativa (false flax) is the source of this 478-nucleotide messenger RNA. The record is from RefSeq and is a predicted model, not a curated record. NCBI's taxonomy places the organism in Eukaryota, Viridiplantae, Streptophyta, Magnoliopsida, Brassicales, Brassicaceae.
AAAAAUGACAACCGUCCAGAAGACAAAAGUUCAUGUUGUGGUCAUUUCACCACUCAUACAAUUAGUUCUCUCACAAGUGGAAACGAUUUCUCCAGAUGCUGAUGUUAAAUGGUCUACUAUACAAUCAAUGGUGAGGAUCACAAACCGCCUUGGUGAUGGUUCGAUAUUAAAGCUCCACUGUAAGUCCUCAGAUGACGAUCUCGGCUUCCACGUUCUCGCUCCGAAUAGCUUUUGGUCGUUUAAGUUUACACCAUCUGUUUUUUAUGGAUCGACACUUUUCUUCUGUCGAUUCAAAUGGCUGCCUGGACAAUCAAAAAGGUUUGAUAUUUACGAUGAUGACAGAGAUGGUGUUCGUAGGGGUAUUCCAUGCAUCUACUGUUUCUGGGAUAUAACCAAAGAAGGGCCAUGCAGGUUCAGUGAAAAAGAUCGUGAAUUUAAUAUAUGUUAUGACUGGAAUGGGGAACGAAUUGGGGAAUAG